GACGGCCAGUCUUCUCGCAGAUCGCAACCUGCGUGGGCAACAACCGAUCGUGAUCGAUCGCGUUCUCCACUCUGGACUAACGCUGUUGCAUGUCGUGCGAGUCCAAGAGCAUCGCGCGUCUACCACGAACAAUCUUCUAGUCAUCCGGGCAUACGUAGAGUAACGAGAUAUCGAUCGAACGCCUGUGACCGCGCGACGUAACACCGUUACUGUUCAGAGGAAAGUUUCGAUAAAGUGUAAACUCACCCCGUGCGCGCGCGACGGGCUUCAGGUUCUGCGGGAAACCAGGUUCGAUCUUAUCCGCGUUCAUCCACGUUCGCCCUGAUGCGAAUAGAAAUGACGAGGAGUCGGUGGGCCGUAUUCGGUGGCUUCACCUUGGUUUGCCUCGCCAAUUUGCGAUUAGCCAUCGGCGAGAAGGACAACGGCGACGAAGGGCACAACGAAGAAGUCAGGCAACACGUAUGCUGCGCCAGACACGAGAAGAUGAUCGACGUGGGAUACGGAAUAUCUGGGGAAAUUAUCCAAAUCGACGCCGGCCACUGUCGUAAAGUCUGUCCUCGACACGCGUUGGACGAUCCAGGAGAUGCUAGUCGCCCCUUGGUACAGAAAUGCAAUCUGGAAUCGCAUUGUCGACCGAGCGCGGCGAAAUUAGAAGGGGUGUCGACGAUCCAAGGGGUUCGCGGAAUCGAAGUGACCGAGGCCUGCGAGUGCACGCCGGAUUCGUCCUGCAAGCGAGAAACCUUCACGCAUUUGGUGCAUUCCGGUACCCCUCAUCAGGCCGUGAUGGACGUCGGAGUGUGCAUGGGUCGUUGCGGCAAAGAUCUUGGCUGCAAGCCGGUGAGGAACAGCACGAUCAGCAUCGCUGGACCGAACGGGGACGAGGUGUACCAGGUGAUCAAGAAGUGUGGCUGCGCGGAGACUUGCCAUAAGAUGGACCACAUGGAGACCGUUCUAGAUUACAGCGAAGUCGAAAUCAAAGACGGUACCAAUACUACGGACGUCAGGCCGGUCGUUUUGCACAUAAACGUCGGGAAAUGUGUCGGCACGUGUCCAGGAAACGAGAAGGAGAUGUGUCUUCUGAGAGACAAAAAAGAGCCGUCGAGAUGCCUGGCUGGCCUAUACUCGAAACAACGCAGUUGCACGCCGGCUAAGUUCAAAGUUCACGAGUACAGGACCCGUCGCGGUUUGAAAAGGGAAAUUAUUCAGAUCACCCAGUGUGCUUGUAACACCACGAUGGACGUUCGGUUUCUUCUCCUGGCGUCGUUCCUGUCGUGUUCCGUCGACGUGCGCGCACACCCUCGCUUCCCCGAGGACGACGACGCGAACCAGGAGGAUCUCCUGGAGGGAUCUUGGUUCUUGGACGAUCUGAACGAAGGCAGCGACCACGAUCCGAAAAUCGAGGCGUUGGAGAAACUUCAACAGGUACUCGGCAUUCGGAGCCACGGUGAGAAAACAGGACGUCGCAAGGUACCGCCGCAAUUUAUGAUCGAGCUGUACAACAACGUGGCUGAUCCCAGCGGUGUCACGCGGGGUAAAAAUCCGUACAACGCCAAGGUCGUCCGCAGCUUCAUCGAAAGAGACACUUCCAUGUCACGAUUUUACUUCUUCAAUAUCACGGGGCUGGAAGUGAACGAAUCGGUACUGGAAGCAGAGCUUCAUCUCUAUCGGAAGAGGACGCCUUUGAAAGCUAUGCACCCGUCUACUUUGGCUUCGCCUUAUUACUUGAUAAGAGUGUAUCAAGUGUUGGACGAGAAAAGUUUGGACGUUCCCGAUCUUCACAGGCUGUUGAACGUCAGAUACGUCGGGGCACACGCGUCCGGUUGGCAGGUCUUCAACGUGAAACAGGCUGUCCUCGGUUGGUUGAACGGCGACGUGAACCUCGGACUCCUAGUGACCGUCUCCACUCUGUUCGAGGAUCAAGUGAGCGUGGAGUUCUCCAGGCGGAGCGAGUAUCAUCAUAGUAAACAGCCGAUCUUGGUGCUCUUCGACGAUGACGGGAAGAUGCAUCAGGAUGAUAAGAACGCGGUCCCGAGGUAUUACACUUACGGUAACGACAACGAGAUAGAAGGAGAAGGGACCUACGACGCGGAGUACAAAAGCGGUGAGAAGACCGACGAAGGAAAAGGUCAACCGGAGGAAGCUCGAUGGGAGAACGGGGACUCGUCCGAGUUCUUUCAAAGACAGAAGCGAAAGGAGUCCGACAUCGCGACGGAAGAGACUGCAGGUCGACGUCGGCGGGAGACCGCUUCUACUUUCAGAAAACUGAGGGACAGUGAGAUCGCAUUGACGUCGAUGGACAUAUACAAACGAGCGGCGCGUCGCGAGCGAACGGGCGGAUGGGUUCGUCGGAGGUCGAUGUUACGCGAGAAACGGUCGACCAAGAGUCACGCAUCCGUUCAGCAGAACGUAACCGAGUGCUCGAGGCACGAGCUCUACGUAGACUUUAAGGAGAUCGGCCUGUCCUCCUCGAUCAUCGCUCCCGUCGGCUACUCCGCCUAUCAUUGCAAAGGUAUGUGCGAGUCGCCGUUGAGCCAGGAUCAACAGCCGACGAAUCACGCGACCAUCCAAGGAAUCGUUCACAAAAUGGGACUGGUGAAAGGGGUCGAGAGACCUUGCUGCGUGCCCACCAAACUCCUCGGCACGACCAUACUGUUCUUCGACGACAACGAGAACGUUGUUCUGAAGGUGUACCAGGACAUGAUCGCGGAUCGCUGUGGAUGUCGUUAAACGUCUGUACGUUUCAGGACCUGGAAAUUAUUCGUUCUACAUAAAGAAGUAGAAGUAGAACGAGCGAGGGACGGACCACGGAUUUGACGCGUUCAUACAAACCUCGAACGCGUCUCCGAAGUAUGAGGAGAGGAGAAAUAAUGGCAACGAUUAGAAAACGCAUUAGAGAAUCAUUCCUAAAUGCGCCCGAUCGAUCGACGUCCCAACAUUGUAUAUAAGAACAUUCCUAAAUUCGCGCAGCGAUGCGUAUCAAUGAUUAGCACGCGCCUGUAUCGUGUCCUGUAUCGUCAUUUAAAUUAUUAUUAUAAUCACACGUAGGAAUCUAGUAACCAUUGUAUAUACUACUGUAGAAGUUACGAUUAUUUAU
Molecule: messenger RNA, 3094 nt
Organism: Ceratina calcarata
Lineage: Eukaryota; Metazoa; Arthropoda; Insecta; Hymenoptera; Apidae
Exons: 13
Coding region: 325-2727 (800 amino acids)
Cellular component (GO): extracellular region
Molecular function (GO): cytokine activity; growth factor activity
Source: RefSeq, a predicted model, not a curated record